This is a messenger RNA of Penicillium riverlandense, 5007 nucleotides long. Its product is annotated as nuclear pore complex Nup192/Nup205 family protein. The transcript is spliced from 5 exons. Gene Ontology annotation, molecular function: structural constituent of nuclear pore. NCBI's taxonomy places the organism in Eukaryota, Fungi, Ascomycota, Eurotiomycetes, Eurotiales, Aspergillaceae. Gene Ontology annotation, biological process: nuclear pore organization. The record is from RefSeq and is a predicted model, not a curated record. The coding region runs from base 1 to 5007 and encodes 1668 amino acids. Gene Ontology annotation, cellular component: nuclear pore inner ring; nuclear pore.
AUGGAGCUUCAAGAUAACCUGGCUGGCCUUCGUGGCCUCUACCAGGAUCUCUCUGCUCUCUCGAGCUCAUCUUUUCUAAACAUCGAACGCCUCUGUGUCGAACUGGAAACGCAUAUCGAGGAUUUCAGGAAGCUCCUUGAAAAGCCCGGAAAAAACAAUGCCAGCCGGCAAACCGUCCUCUCCGGGAAAGUCACUAUUGCGGACGUGGAGUAUUCAAUCAACCAGGACUUCCAGCAGGGAUCGCUACAGCUAGCCGAUGCCUUGAAUAUUGAUGAAUUGGAAGCAGCCAUAAUGUUUUUGGCCGCCCAGGAAGAUUCGCAAGUGCUGGACAGGCCCCCUCUCAUUACCGCCAUCAUGCGAUUCCACGAACGCCGACACUUUCUGCUGGAAUGUCUACGCCUAAUAUUCCGAGAGUCGUUCGAAGUGGAGCGGGAAAUGACACAAGUCAUUAUGCAGGAGACACUGGCGCAUAUUUUGGAGAUCAAAAACAGCCCGUUGCGAAAUGCGUCGCUGUUCACACGGAAAGGCAUGGACUCCAUGGGGGACAUUGAGAAAUGGCUAUCACUUCUGGGCGAUCAAGUUCAAAAAGCCUCUGUUGUCGGCCUGGAGGAGGAUCGCGACAUCAUGGAAGCCAUCGAAUAUCAGCGUCACAGCCUACAGCAACAGCACGAGUCGCUUGGAGCCAUUCUUUACUAUCUUUUCAAGGGUACAUACACGAGUCCAGAAGAUUUCCGCCUUUUGAUCUCUCAGUUGAAAAAGCUGGAACGGUUCGACAGUUUACUGAUCCACUACGUUCCUGUCACGAUCGCAUCUUUUGUCCAACAUGGUUCUCCAGAGGGAUCUGGCGCAAACGAUUCCCGGAGUCUUCACCCAGUCGUCACCUCUUCCACGGAUGGACAGGGAUGGAAAAUCCCACACUUUCAUGCUGCAAUUAUUGCCCUGUGGCUGUCUGUUUACAGUGGGUGGUAUUUUGACAUGGGGCCAACCUCUCCCCAUCAAGGCGUCGACCCCGAGAAGGAAGCUGAAGAACGAACGAGAAUGUUCAUGUCUUCUCUCGACGAUGGCGCCCUGGACUUUAUGCUUGCGAUUUGUUCGGGAGUCAACAACGAAGAGUGGGCUGAUCCAGCGCGGAGCGAACUGGUGACUCUCCUGUUGCGAGAGAGCGUCGUGCCGUUGCCCGAGUCCGAAGCUUGUUCUCAAUAUAUGAAACAGCUUCUGAUGGAGAACUUUGAGGUCUUUGUGGAGUCGUGCAUUGCGAACAUGCCUGAUGCCGUUCGGUUGCUCAAGUCAGAGGAGGACACUCAGCGAUUGGACCAGAUUACUGCUCUUCGAGAUGGCCUGACAUCCAGUCUUCACCGCGGCCUGGUGGAAGCACGUACUCAUCUUGAGUCCCUCUUGAUGAUUAUGUCUUUCGCUUUCGAGGGCCGGGAGGAUGCUGCCCAGGAGUUUUGGGCCGAUCCCGAUGGCAACCUCUACGGCUUCCUCCAGUGGGCUUCGAAACGACAAACUGUCCCUCGAGUCAGUGCAUUUUGCGAAAUGCUGUGCGCCAUCUCCGGUGGCGAAGAAAAUGCCACCGCAGUGCAUCGAUUCUUAUCAGAAGAAGACAAAUUUAUGUCCUCGAAAUUCAAGCGAUCCACGUCAAUGAAUUGGACGCAAAUGUUUGCGGAACUCCGCCUAUAUGCUACUCGGGUCACGGAGAAGCCAUCGAGUACGACCACCUCGCAAGGAGUAUUGCGCUCUAGGAAGCCGGAGCCUGUGGAGAUGAGUGAACCGGAGAGCCCAGUCAUGCUGACAUGCUAUCUUCGCUUAAUGGGUCACUUAUGCAGACAGAGCGCCACUAUCCGAGAAUGGAUGCUGUUGAAUCAGACAUUCAGCGUGGUUACCACCUUGUUGACGUUGUGCAAUGGGCCAAUACCGACCCAUCUGCGGGCAACUACCUUUGCCACGCUCUCGGCACUCAUGACCGAGAGAACAUCUGGGAAUGGUAACGAAAUGUGGAUCCAAAUCGAUCAGUGGUUGUCCGGCGGGACUAUGGGUGCUUCGGGCAUGGGCAAGGUGCCAUUGGUCUCCAAUCCGCCUGUAUGGCACGAGCAGCAGUCGCUCCAGAAAAUUGGCGAGAGCUUUGAUCAAACGAAUGCGUUCGUUGUUCUUGUUAAUUCUCUGGUAGCGCCCACUUCUGAUGUGACGGGCAACCCCCUAUUCCUGCCCUUCCCCGAGUCCCUCGGUGGGACCUAUCGUAUGCCUGGCAUUGAGCCCUACAUUGAUUUCAUAUUGGGGCACGCAUUUUCUCGGAAAAUUCAGGAUCUCAACGAUUAUCAGUCACGCAUUUUGACUUAUCAUUGUCUGGAUUUCGUGGUGUCGAGCCUGAGGACUUUCAACGAGGACCUUGUCACUGUCUUGAGUCAACCCUCUGUUUCUUCUGAUUCCGCCACGAAAGCCUCGUCACUGGUUACUUACGUUCGUCUUCACCCAUUUGCUCGAGUAAUCGAAUGGCUUUUCAAUGAAGACGCUCUCAAGGCCUUAUUUGCGACUGCCAAGCAGGAUGUUGCCGAAGUAGCACACGCAUCCUCCGACUCGGUCUUGGUUCUUACCCUGCUCCGCAGUAUUGAGGUAAUGAACUUGGUCAUGGAUCUUCAGUCGACAUACUUCAACAUCGUUAGGCCGUUGAUCAAGACCCAAGCCGGAGGUCCAAGAACAACCGUGGCGAACUCUUCUCUCGCUUCUUUCGAAGACAGCGUACUCAACAACCUGGCUCUGAUACCAGCGCUGUGCCUCUACUGUGGAACCGGACACGAACAGCUUACUGUCACUUCUAUGGCACUGCUGGAGAAGUUGACGAGCUCCCGAAAACUCAACAAGAUGUCGUCACCCGAAAUCACCAAAUGGCAGUCGUCAAAUAAGAUCGUUGAGGUACUGGCUACAGAGGUUGAUGUCGACAGCGUGUCACGUCCACUUGUAUCACAAAUGGACCCCGACUCGAGAGAGUUAGAAUUUGGCUCUCAAUCGGCGGGUUAUGUCAUUCGAGAAAGCUUGCUUGCUCUCUUGAACAGCUGCCUCGGGAUGAUCACUGAUCGGCCAACCGUGGCCCACCUUCUUCUGGGGUUCGAUUGUGUCGGAAACAUUCUUGAUGUGUCAGCGGAUGGUCUAUUCGCACACCAAAUGUCGCUACUGCAUGCAAUCAUUGGGUUCUUGCAGACUUAUCCCAACGAUGUAGACGGGAGCAUUACAUCGUGGAUGGUACACCUCAAGCGUAUGGCCUUCGAGGUGCUCAAGCACCUGUGGUCGUCGAAGCUCGCAUCCUAUUUCACACUGGGUGAGAUGCGCGCCCAGGGCUUCCUGUUGAACAUGUUUUCUACCCAGCCCAUCAUCGGACCAAACACCCCAUGGAACGGGUUUCCCGUUGUGACCGAGGAAUUUUGGCUCACCGAUGCCACUUCCGCCUUGGCCGAAUUUCUACUCUAUCGCAGCCAUUUAUUUGCAUAUGCCGCAACCGAGAUCCGUUCAGCGGCGAAGGUUGGAUCGCCAACUCUUCAAGGAAACAUUUUGUCCACUUUACUUGGAAACUCGGUGCUGGACAACGGCGACUCCAUUUCUAACCCCUCUGUGUUCGAUCUUUUUGACUUUGCCGACCUGGAUGUUGGACGCGAGUUCAACUUGCCUCCACUAUCCUUCCUUGAUCAAAUCGCUUUUGAUGUCUGUGCAAAGCAAGAGGAGGAGUCUCUGGUUCUCUACAACGUCGCUGAGAUGGAAGAGUUGAUUCAGAUCCGGAAAGCAGAAUUGUUUGCUAACGGACCAGCACGGCCCCAGGAUGAGGAGCAAUUUCUGGCCGAAUCAGACAGCUUGAAGAUGUACAUUCUUGCUACAAACCAAAGCCGUCGAAUCCAACACAACCGGUUCUUGGCUCUCCGGUCCUGGACAGAGCUCAUCACUACCAUCAUCAGUUGUUCCGCGAUCGAUGAUGGAGGCCGGCCUACCUUCAUUCUACAUUCCAUUCAGUUGAUCCUUCCCAAGCUUGAGGCUGCAGUCGAGGCAGAUCUCCCUGAAGCUAUCGAAUUGGCACGGUUGGCCGAAACAUUGAUCAGCCACCUUGCAUCCGACGUUUCCGCAACGCACGGCUCUCGGAGCGGAGAUGUCAUCGAUGAGAAGCUCCAUCAACUCUUCCAAAUCUGUGCCCGGGGUAUUCUGCUGGCAACCGGAAAUGUGUCGCUGAGAGAAGUCCUCUACACUAUCUGCGCGCAGUACAUCACACGCAUCGUCUCUUCAGACUCGGCCCACGAGAACCUACGGCGGCACAGUCAACAGGUCAUCAAGACAGCUGGGCCUGGGCUUAUCGAGACCAUAUGCGAUGACGCAUAUACCGGGCAGGAGGCAUGCCGCGCAUCCGCUCUGCUACUGCUAAACUGCCUGGCGGUCCUGGACAGCCGGACUGAUUGUGUCUUGGCAGAGUUAGUCGCACAGUCCAACUAUCUCAGCCUCUUUCUCGAUGCGAUCCGGUCUCUCCCACUGGAGCUGCGUGACGCGCAGGGAAGCGACACAUCUGUUCUGCUGGCUUACUAUGAAUCAUUGUUGUCUCUACUUCAGCAACUUUCAUGCACCAAGAGUGGUGCCGUCCACGUCCUCAAAUCUGGCCUCUUUGAAGCGGUACGGGAUUCACAAUUAUUUGCGGCCGACCCGGACAUUGGUAUCGAUAUUGACAACCCGGAUGCCCUUCGAAAGUAUUAUGAUCUCCUGCUCUCUGUCAUCCGAGUGAUCGUCUCUGCUGUGUUUUCUCGGGGGAUCCACAACGAGCAGAUCAAGGAGCAGACCCGUACAUUCAUGGCUGAGAAUCGACCGUGCAUGGUGGGCAUCUUCAAGCGCUUCGCCCGAAUCGGAGACACCAAAGCCGACCACCACGAAGCUCUCUGUGAAUUGGUCAAGGCCUUUAUGGUUCUUGUUACCGCCACCGAUUUCCUAGACUUUGAGGAUCAGGAGGUGCAACAGUUUGCCCGACCGACGUUGUUCUCAUGA